Molecule: messenger RNA, 1965 nt
Organism: Thunnus maccoyii (southern bluefin tuna)
Lineage: Eukaryota; Metazoa; Chordata; Actinopteri; Scombriformes; Scombridae
Product: zinc finger protein Pegasus-like
Exons: 4
Coding region: 250-1506 (418 amino acids)
Biological process (GO): regulation of transcription by RNA polymerase II
Molecular function (GO): DNA-binding transcription factor activity; RNA polymerase II cis-regulatory region sequence-specific DNA binding
Source: RefSeq, a predicted model, not a curated record
UAGUUUCUAAUAAUAAUUUAGUCACCACGGGUUUUUCCGGUAGUUCGCGAAUGCAACAGCUGCGUUUGUGGGGACACGGAACACUGACGUAACAGUAAAAGAAACGGAAGCUGUCAAGCGUUUACCGUUUACCUGGUUACGGUUGUAGCCGGAAAAUUUACCCCCAGGGCCCCCUUUUCACCCCUCUCUCGGCUUAGCGAUAAUGUUGCUCAGACGCUGAAAGGUAAGGUACAACACUAAAGACGAAAAAUGGAAGAGAUUAAGACCGAGCCUGUGGAUUUUGUGAAGGAAUUCCAAGAAUACCUGACACAGCAAACCCAGCAUGUCAACAUGAUCUCAGGCUCUGUUUGUGGAGAAAAAGAGUCAGCAGAGGCGUUUCCAGCCGUUGCCCCGAGGAGUGAGCAGAAUGGUCUGGACCCUCCGUCUGUGGAAGUGAGCUUGUCAGUGGAGGAUGGUUCAGAUGUACAAAUGGACGGCCUGGAGAGGACCUGCGAUGGAAAGUACAAAUGCAGCUACUGCAGCUAUGCCAACAAGGGCAUGGCUCGUUUAAUAGAGCACAUCAGGAUCCACACAGGAGAAAAGCCUCACCGCUGCCAACUGUGCCCGUUUGCUUCAGCGUAUGAGCGCCACUUGGAAGCGCACAUGCGCUCGCACACAGGAGAGAAGCCAUACAAGUGUGACCUCUGCGCCUUCCGCUGUAGCGACCGCAGCAAUCUGUCGCACCACCGUCGCCGCCGCCACAAGCUUCUGCCUGCAAGGGUCGUACGCUCUCCCUUCUCCAACAAGAGAAUGUUGACCGCCCUGCAGAAGAGGACGGGCUCACUGGGCUUCAGCAGGCGACUACUCAUCAAUUUCAGCCCUCCCUCUGUGGUGAUGCCAAAGUCGGAUUAUCUGAAUGACUUGUCUCACAAGCUCCACCAUCAUUUGAACAGCAGUGAGUACAAGAAUCUUCCCAGGGUGGAUGAGAAUGAUAAUUGCAACAGAAGUGCUAAUGGUUUGACGUUUAAUAACCCACUGGACCAGCUGUCUACACUUGCUGGCCAGUUGGCUGACCUUCACCCUGAGUCUCAGACUCCUGCAUCCCCAGACAGGGAGUCCUUAAAAGAUGAGAAGCCCAUCCUUAUUCAGCAGGUCUCUGGUACACCAGUUGCAGUGUGUUCAAAUGGAGUGCAGACAUCCCCACCUAAAAAAGAAUCUCCCACCUCAGACCACCGGAGCUGCAGUCCUGAGCCUGGCCUCGGCUGUGAGAACAGCAUGAACACACUUACUGCGAGUGUUAGCAACAGCCAGCCGAGCACACCCACCCCUGUCCUGACCACACCAGACCAACACCUUUUGCAAAAAUGCCAGCACUGUGAAAUUCACUUUUCUGACAAUAUCCUCUACACCAUUCACAUGGGUUGCCAUGGCUACGAACAUCCAUUCCGAUGCAACAUCUGCGGUCACAUGUGCACAGACAAAUAUGACUUUGCAUGUCAUUUUGCUCGAGGGCAACAUAAAAAGUGAUUCCUUGUUACAAAGAUGCAUAUGCAGUCUUUGAUCCUUCUGUAUCGGUAUAUGUACAGCAUAUAGAGGUGACAGUGAUUUACAUGCUGUUACUUUUUCAUUUUACACUUAAUAACUGCACUAUUGUUGCCUUAUUGCAGUUCUACAUAGCUCAUGACUUAAGAGUUCCUUAAGCACAGAAAAAUCUUGUAAUACAGCAUCUCUGCAGUAGAAAAACACAGAGUGUAGUUUGCAGCAUUUCAUAGUCAGUGUUGGUUAGAUCAGUGGCUCUCAAAGUGGGGUCCGGGGACUCCCAGGUGUCCUUGAGGGGGUUCAAGUGGGUCCCCAGCAAAAAGGGGAAUCAUUUAUUUUCACUAUAUUUCCAUCCAUAACUAACACAAUGAAAGAAUGUAUGACUAUUUUGGUCAUGGGUUUCAUAGAUUCUGUAAUAAAACAUCUAAAAGUAAAAAUCUUAUCAGA